Argiope bruennichi is the source of this 696-nucleotide messenger RNA. RefSeq lists its product as uncharacterized. NCBI's taxonomy places the organism in Eukaryota, Metazoa, Arthropoda, Arachnida, Araneae, Araneidae. The coding region runs from base 1 to 696 and encodes 231 amino acids. The record is from RefSeq and is a predicted model, not a curated record. Gene Ontology annotation, molecular function: chitin binding. Gene Ontology annotation, cellular component: extracellular region. The transcript is spliced from 4 exons.
AUGGCGUGGGAGGAAAAGAGUUCGUUUCUUAUCAGUAAACUUGAAGAGGGUGAAAUUCCUCCCUCGGUCCCCCAAUUCGCACCCACUCGUGUAACCUCUCGGAGCGACGUCAUUACUUUCUGUGACGUAAGUUUUCCGGCCUUGUCUAACGGGGGUCGUGAUACUGUACGGGGCUUUAUACAGACGUUACGAUCAAUAAUUUCCUUUGCUUUCAAGAUGAAGCUGUCUAUAGCAUUAAUCUUUUUAUCUGGAUUGGCCCUUUCAUUAUCUGCAUCUAGAUCCAAACGAGCAGCCUAUGAACUUCCGGACGGUGCAGAGCUUAUUGUUGGACCUAUAAGAACAACUUUUGUAUGCAGUAAUGAGGGAUAUUAUGCCGACAUCGAGAAUAACUGUCAGAUCUUCCAUAUCUGCCACACCGCCGUCCACGCUGAUGGCACUUCUGAAAUGCAACACUGGUCUUUCCUGUGCGGCAACCAGACUGUGUUCAAUCAGUAUUCCUUCACUUGCUCUAAUUUCGAGGAUUCCAUUCCAUGCGCAAGAUCAGGCGAUUUCUUCUAUCUGAAUGCCAAUCUACAUAUUGGGUCUGAUGUACCUCUUCACAAUGAUCAAGAUGCUGCCAAUGCAGUUUCUAUGAUCCCUGGAAGACCAGUUCAACCACCUGUGGCGGGUCCACCAGCAGGAGGAUUCAGAGGAUGA